AGGUAGAAAAAUAAAAGUAGAGAGAGAAAGACACGAUCCUUUUGCCUCAGUUAAAGAAUUUUUUUUCUUCUAAUUUUUUAUUAAAUUUAUUUUUCUGCUUUGGGUUGCGAAUUGUGUGUGAGAAUUCAGAUUGCUCCUCCGUCCCGUUUUGUUUCGUUCACCACCGCUUCUUUCAUUUCUUUGUUUUUCGCACAGACAGAGAGCGAAAACACAGAGAGAGAAAGAGAGACGAAAUAACCUAAUUGAAUUUUCCUCUAUUUUUGGAAAAUUUGCGUGCGUGAAAAUCUUAAUUUGAAUUGGAGGAGCGGAGGAUCUGUCUUAGGGUUUUUAAUAGCAAUUUUUUGAACCGAAUCGAAAUGUUGGCUCAGGACGCGGUUUCGCGGGAAUUCUAGCUCCGAUCUUAGAGCAAUUGCUCGAAUCUUAGGGUUAAGAAAUGGACGUUGAUUCCUCGAUGUUGCCGGAGGCCGAUCACGAUUCGGCGGUGCAGAACCAUGCUGAGAGAGACCAGUUAAAAGAGUCACCGCCUCCUCCGUCGCCGCCGCCUUUGUCGACGGCAGGUGGAUCUCAGGCUCAGUCGCCGUCGCAACAGCAGCCGUCUUCGCCGGUGACGGGGGGUCAGGUGCAGCAUAGUCCGGUGGUUGGUCCGAGACUCGCGCCGACUUACUCAGUGGUGAAUGCUAUUUUGGAGAAGAAGGAGGAUGGGCCGGGACCGCGGUGCGGUCACACGUUGACGGCGGUGGCGGCGGUCGGAGAGGAGGGGACGCCGGGGUACAUUGGUCCGAGGCUGAUUUUGUUCGGCGGUGCAACUGAGCUUGAAGGGAAUUCUGCGGCCUCAGGGACUCCUUCAUCCGCUGGAAAUGCUGGCAUACGUUUAUCUGGUGCCACUGCUGAUGUCCACUGUUAUGAUGUCAUAACUAAUAAAUGGUCUAGGAUAACUCCCAUUGGUGAACCGCCAACGCCUAGGGCUGCACAUGUGGCAACUGCUGUGGGAACUAUGGUUGUUAUUCAGGGUGGCAUCGGUCCUGCUGGUUUGUUUGCUGAGGAUCUUCAUGUUCUUGAUCUCACUCAGCAACGACCACGAUGGCAUAGAGUUGGUGUUCCUGGCCCUGGACCAGGACCACGCUAUGGACAUGUUAUGGCUUUGGUGGGGCAGAGGUAUCUCAUGGUAAUUGGAGGCAAUGAUGGAAAGAGACCUUUGGCUGAUGUAUGGGCUUUGGACACAGCUGCCAAGCCUUAUGAAUGGCGCAAGUUGGAGCCAGAAGGAGAGGGUCCACCUCCAUGCAUGUAUGCAACUGCCAGUGCACGAUCUGAUGGGCUUCUUCUGCUUUGUGGAGGGAGGGAUGCCAAUAGUGCUCCAUUGGCAAGUGCAUAUGGACUUGCUAAGCAUAGAGAUGGUCGUUGGGAAUGGGCCAUUGCUCCUGGUGUCUCACCAUCUCCAAGAUAUCAACAUGCAGCGGUAUUUGUUAAUGCAAGGCUUCAUGUGUUUGGUGGGGCUCUUGGGGGAGGACAGAUGGUUGAAGAUUCAUCAAGUGUUGCAGUGUUGGACACCGCUGCUGGUGUUUGGUGUGAUACAAAAUCUGUUGUUACCAGUCCAAGAACAGGUAGAUACAGUGCUGAUGCUGCUGGUGGAGAUGCAUCAGUUGAGUUGACACGGCGUUGUAGGCAUGCUGCCGCAGCUAUCGGUGACCUGAUUUUUAUCUAUGGUGGUUUGCGUGGGGGGGUCUUGCUGGACGAUCUACUUGUUGCUGAAGAUCUUGCUGCUGCUGAAACAACAGCUGCUGCUUCACAUGCAGCAGCUGCAGCUGCAUCUAAUGUACAAGCUGGACGACUACCUGGACGAUAUGGUGGAUUUGUUGAUGAUAGGACAAGGCAAACCAUGAUUGAAGCAACUCCGGAUGGUGCUGUUGUUUUGGGAAAUCCAGUUGCACCCCCUGUAAAUGGGGACAUACAUACUGAUAUCAGCACUGAAAAUGCCUUACUCCCAGGAUCUAGGCGAACAAGCAAAGGAGUUGAAUAUCUAGUUGAAGCAUCAGCUGCAGAAGCUGAAGCUAUUAGUGCCACACUGGCUGCUGCCAAAGCACGGCAAGUAAAUGGGGAAGUUGAAUUGCCUGACCGAGAUCGUGGGGCUGAGGCAACACCUAGUGGGAAACAAAUAUAUUCCUUGAUUAAGCCUGAUUCUUCUGCGUCAAAUAGCAUUCCUCCUGGUGGAGUGAGGCUGCAUCACAGAGCUGUGGUUGUUGCUGCAGAGACUGGUGGUGCAUUAGGUGGCAUGGUUAGACAGCUUUCAAUUGAUCAGUUUGAGAAUGAAGGCAGGCGAGUCAGUUAUGGGACUCCUGAAAGUGCAACAGCUGCUAGGAAGUUAUUAGAUCGGCAGAUGUCUAUCAAUAGUGUACCAAAGAAGGUUGUAGCUCACCUCUUAAAGCCACGUGGUUGGAAACCUCCGGUUCGCCGACAGUUUUUCUUGGACUGCAAUGAAAUUGCGGAUCUUUGUGAUAGUGCAGAACGAAUAUUUUCAAGUGAACCAAGCGUCAUACAGCUUAGGGCUCCAAUUAAAAUAUUUGGUGAUUUACAUGGGCAAUUUGGAGAUCUCAUGCGCCUCUUUGAUGAGUAUGGCUCACCAUCCACGGCUGGUGACAUAGCAUACAUCGACUAUCUAUUCCUUGGAGAUUAUGUUGAUAGGGGUCAACACAGCCUGGAAACUAUUAGCCUUCUGCUUGCCCUGAAGGUUGAGUAUCCAAACAACGUACAUUUAAUACGUGGAAAUCAUGAAGCUGCAGAUAUUAAUGCCCUUUUUGGAUUCCGAAUAGAGUGCAUCGAGAGGAUGGGUGAGAGAGAUGGAAUUUGGGCAUGGCACCGUAUAAACCGUCUGUUUAAUUGGCUUCCUCUGGCAGCACUAAUUGAGAAAAAAAUUAUUUGCAUGCAUGGGGGUAUUGGUCGUUCAAUAAACCACGUUGAACAAAUUGAGAAUAUUCAGCGUCCAAUUACGAUGGAAGCAGGAUCAAUCGUGCUUAUGGAUCUAUUGUGGUCUGACCCUACAGAGAAUGACAGUGUGGAAGGGCUGCGGCCAAAUGCUCGGGGUCCAGGAUUAGUUACUUUUGGGCCUGAUCGGGUCAUGGAAUUUUGCAACAACAAUGAUCUUCAGCUGAUUGUUCGGGCACAUGAAUGUGUGAUGGAUGGCUUUGAGCGAUUUGCUCAGGGACAUUUGAUCACACUUUUUUCUGCGACAAACUACUGUGGUACGGCAAAUAAUGCUGGGGCGAUUUUAGUUUUGGGAAGAGAUCUUGUUGUGGUUCCUAAAUUGAUUCAUCCAUUACCACCUGCAAUUUCUUCACCGGAAACAUCGCCGGAGCGACACAUUGAGGACACAUGGAUGCAGGAGUUGAAUGCCAACAGACCACCAACACCAACUAGAGGCCGUCCUCAAGUAACAAAUGACCGAGGUUCUCUUGCUUGGAUAUAGUGAUUAUUAAGGAAACCCGUAAUGUUUAUGCCUUGACGCUUGUGCUAUCGCCUGAAUUUCCGGUGUUACAUAUAUAGCAUGAUGCCAUUUACGGGGUAUUGGAGCUUGUGAUCUGAUACCCGCAGAAUGCUUGAAGGACCAAGCUUUUCUUUGUCUUGGUUCUCACUACUCAAUCAUCUGGCAUCUACAAGAUACAAGCUCGAGAAGCAAAGUUGGUAGCCACUGCUAGGUUGGUUGACUUUGACAAAGCUAGAAGUUGCAGUUUGGGUUCCCACCCAGCUGCUGUAAAUUGAGCCGUAGGUACAAAAUCAAGGUCAUGGAUGUGUGCAUCAUGGAUUGUCAGUGCUGGUUAUUUUUUUCAUUAUUUUUCUUACAUAUUUUUUACUCAUCGUCCCUAGGUUAUUGUUUUUUAAAUUUAUAUUUUAAAUGAAGAGGACGGGUUUCUUUUCUUUUUCCCUGUGAUGGUGAGAUAUAUAAAAUCAGAAAUCUUUCUUGGGGGGUCCAUGUAUCAUAGGUGUUGCUUUGUGUAAUUCCCAUCCAUGCUCUGUACAACUAACUUCUGUGUGAACCCACAUAUUCUGACAGAAAUGUGAAUUUUGAAAAUAGAAUUUUGUA
Messenger RNA from Vigna angularis (adzuki bean), 4075 nucleotides. Its product is annotated as serine/threonine-protein phosphatase BSL3. Gene Ontology annotation, biological process: brassinosteroid mediated signaling pathway. Bases 434 to 3460 code for a protein of 1008 amino acids. Gene Ontology annotation, molecular function: phosphoprotein phosphatase activity; protein binding. The record is from RefSeq and is a predicted model, not a curated record. The transcript is spliced from 21 exons. Lineage: Eukaryota; Viridiplantae; Streptophyta; Magnoliopsida; Fabales; Fabaceae.